Messenger RNA from Coccinella septempunctata (seven-spotted ladybird), 2683 nucleotides. It is a transcript of the gene Mtl, whose product is annotated as ras-related C3 botulinum toxin substrate 1. The transcript is spliced from 4 exons. The record is from RefSeq and is a predicted model, not a curated record. The coding region runs from base 204 to 791 and encodes 195 amino acids. NCBI's taxonomy places the organism in Eukaryota, Metazoa, Arthropoda, Insecta, Coleoptera, Coccinellidae. Gene Ontology annotation, molecular function: GTP binding; GTPase activity. Gene Ontology annotation, biological process: small GTPase-mediated signal transduction.
GUAUAUGUCAGUUUGACAACUUGAAUCUGAAUGGAAAAAUGAACAUUUUAAAUGGCUUUAUUUACUUGUAGAAUCGAAAUUCUAUCGUUUUAGACACUUUCGAUCUUACAAGAACACGAUUAAAAUUAAUUCAUUAGAUAAUAUAAGUUAUAAUUAGUGGUUUUCCAUUUGUUGAGCGUUAUAAGCUCAAAAGUUUAUAAAUAAUGUCUUCGGGCCGUCCUAUCAAAUGUGUUGUCGUUGGAGAUGGAACUGUAGGAAAAACAUGUAUGCUGAUUUCAUAUACAACUGAUAGUUUUCCUGGGGAAUAUGUUCCGACAGUUUUUGACAACUAUUCUGCUCCAAUGGUUGUUGAUGGUAUUUCCGUCAGCCUUGGGUUGUGGGACACAGCAGGUCAAGAAGAUUACGAUAGGUUAAGGCCUUUAUCUUAUCCCCAAACAGAUGUGUUCUUGAUAUGCUUUAGCGUAGCCUCUCCCUCGUCUUUUGAGAAUGUAACUUCCAAGUGGUACCCUGAAAUAAAACAUCACUGCCCUGAUGCACCUAUGAUUUUAGUUGGCACAAAAAUAGAUUUGAGGGAUGAUAGGGAAACCUUGAAUUCAUUAGCAGACCAAGGACUUAGCCCUAUAAAAAGAGAACAAGGCCAAAAGCUCGCCAAUAAGAUAAGAGCUGUCAAAUAUAUGGAAUGUUCAGCUCUCACUCAAAGAGGCUUGAAACAGGUAUUCGAUGAAGCUGUGAGAGCUGUAUUAAGACCUGAACCUCAAAAGCGUCGUCAACGCAAGUGUCUUGUCAUGUAAAAGUUCUGUCUUAUAUUAUUUAUCUUUUUCUAUUUAAGUCUCUUUUCACCAGUGAAUUAAGGCGGUUUGAGUUGCUCUGUCAUAAUUUUUGAAUGGAAUUUCAAAAAUGAACAACAUCAUAUAUUUUGUACUGAAAAUCAUUUCAAUCUGAACAUUUUAAAGAAGGAAAUUUUUUCCAUUCUCAUUCAUAUUUGUUGAGUUUUUAUUCAACAUAUUCAAUUUGAUCCGUAUUGUAUUAGUAUAUUUUGUUUUAGAGGAAAAAAUUCUUCACUUCGUUGAUUUCCUAAAAUCCGUUCUGCAUUCAAAAUAGUGUUAUAAAUAUUCACUCUGAAUUAAGUCGCAAAUUUCUAUACAUCUCUGUUCAUACAAUAGACUAAUAAUUUAUUGUUAGUUUAUGGUUCGUGCAUAAUUUAUAUUUUAAUUUCCCACACUGAUAUCUUGAAAUGUAUGUCAGGUAAUGGUGAUAUUUUUUCACUAACAUUUUUCUAUCAUCGAAAAAAACAUCGAUUAGCUUGUUCCUAAAAGCCCCAUCCAUUGCAUUUUAGAUAUUGUUGCAUUUGUGAAAUUUAAAAGAUGUCUUGUUGGUGAAUAUACUGAAUACAUUUCCCCCUUCAAUGAUUGUACGAAUGACAUAAUUCACAGUCAAGUAAGCUACGGAAUUUUGAAGGUUAAUAUUUUAUGCUUGAGCAUACAUAGCCUACUUGACGAUGAAUUUUCGUGAACUCACAUUAUUUUCCAAAAUAUCGCAUUUUUGUUCUCGUCGACAUGAUUGCUACAAAAGUUAGUCAUAACCUCUACUGCACAAGAUUUAUCAUGAAAAUAUAACCCCAGUAAACUUCUCAUGCCAAACAAAAACUCAUUUUUUCUCUAGAAUCACAAGAAUUGAAUAUUAAAGGAAAAUGUUCACUAAAAAAUCAUUCAGAUGAUUUAAAGAUGAGCACGGAAUAAGAAAAAACUCACUGGUCACUGUUUUUCACAUUCGGCUUUCGCUGAGUUGUAGUCUUCCUUAAUUUUCGCAGUUUCUCGACAUCCUCCAUUUCAAGUUGAUCUCAAAAACGAUAUAUUUGACAUAAAAUCAUAAUGUUACAUAUUUGAAAAGAAUCUUUCAGGAGAGAAAUGUGAGUUUGUUGAUAUUCUGAUGGCAGCAAGACAUUCGUGUAGCUUUCAAUCUUGAAUCCCUCCUAUUUGUUUCAUAAAUAUCAGUCCUGUGCAUGGAUUAUUCAUAUUUUUCAUUAUCUCGUGAAAUUUUUCAAAUAAACACUGGUUAGGUUCUCAUAAAUAAUUUUUAGUAGAUAAUGAGAAUAGAUAUUUUUGUAUGUCAAUUACAUAUAAAACAAAUAUUAUUGAUAUGGUAUUUUAUAAAAAAAGAUACUAAUUUGUGCCAUUUUUCAGUUGUUUUUGGUAAUUCGUAUCAAUACUCAACUCGUGUCCAACAAAUUUUAAUGUUGAAAUGGUAUAUGAAUUUGAAAAAAUGGGUGAUUGUUUCACUUCUUUGGGUCUCGAAUAUGAAUCAAAUGUAGCAAACAAUGCACAUUUUUUCAUGAACCUGAGUUACUACAUAUAGAAACAAUUCAUUGUAUGUGUUCAUUAUUAUGUUUUCUACUUGUAUAGAAGAACUUCGCCAAAUUUCACACCUUUAAAUGUAAAAUUACGAUUAUUCCCAAUGUAUGUAGUAACUUGUGUUCGGUUUGAAUUUUUCAUUGAAUCAAAAUUGUUGAUGAGUUCUCUACACUAAUAUAUAAAUGACCAAAGUAACGUUGUUUCUAGUCACAAUUCAAGAAUUAAUGACUGCACACAAUCUCACAAACUUUUUUAAUUUUGUUUUAUUAUAAAAAAUUUGACCGAAUACUUUACAUUCGUAUGUAAAUUUAUAUUAUAAAAAUUACAAUACA